Suillus plorans is the source of this 712-nucleotide messenger RNA. RefSeq names its product DUF427-domain-containing protein. The transcript has 5 exons. Lineage: Eukaryota; Fungi; Basidiomycota; Agaricomycetes; Boletales; Suillaceae. The coding region runs from base 149 to 454 and encodes 101 amino acids. The record is from RefSeq and is a predicted model, not a curated record.
UGGCGGCCUUGUCCAAACGACACCAAAUUCCGACUUUGAUCUUACUCCACAGCACAGCAGCUACUUACAACAGUACUAGCCCGGAUCUUGUAUACUGAUAAGCAUAAGGUUGGAACUAUCUGCGCCCAUAAACGUUAAAUUUUAAAUCAUGGUAAAAGCAACUUACAGAGACGAAAUACUUGCCGAGGAUUCCAGCCCCGUCAUGGUGGAAGGCAACUAUUACUUCCCCCCUGAGUCUGUCAAUAAAUCACUCCUCGCUCCCUCAGAUACAAGCACUGAGUGUGCUUGGAAAGGGACAGCGUCAUACUAUUCUGCACAGAUUCAUGGUGACAAUGUGAAAGACAUCGCAUGGUACUACGCAGAUCCAAAAACCAAAGCAUCACAUAUCAAGGAUCAUGUUGCGUUCUACAAGGCAAGGCUAUCUUCAUGGGGUUCUUCCGCUCUAACAUUAUAGCUUUGCUUCAGAAUAAAGUGACUAUUGAGUGAAGGGGAAGGAAAUAAUUUCAGCAGUGUAUUCGCAGAAAGUGCCGCAUGUCCGUUUCCAUAUCAUUAUACAGACUCGAAGAAUCGGAAGUCUACCCUUGAAGAGUAGCAAAGUUCUAUGGGUACACCAGCUGUGUCAUUGAGAUGUGACUAUAGCAUAUAAUGUAUGUUUUUGUGUUAUUACAAGCAUCAUUCCAGCACAUGAUUCAGGUUCGUGAAGGCCCCUAAA